Lethenteron reissneri (Far Eastern brook lamprey) is the source of this 7576-nucleotide messenger RNA. Its product is annotated as DNA excision repair protein ERCC-6-like. The record is from RefSeq and is a predicted model, not a curated record. Gene Ontology annotation, biological process: transcription-coupled nucleotide-excision repair. Gene Ontology annotation, cellular component: nucleus. NCBI's taxonomy places the organism in Eukaryota, Metazoa, Chordata, Hyperoartia, Petromyzontiformes, Petromyzontidae. Gene Ontology annotation, molecular function: ATP binding; ATP-dependent activity, acting on DNA.
CGAGUUCGUGAGUCGGCGGCAUCCGAGAAUGCUGGAACCUUCGUCCCAGAGUCCAACCGAAGACGUAGAAUCCCCACAGGACACCGAAUCCCGCUCGCCACCCCCUGCGGAGCCGUGUUCCGUCGAGAGCUCCGUGCGUAACUCCAGCCCCGUCAGAAAUGGCGCCCCGCUGCGGACAGACUCGCUCUGCACCGACGCCACCGCUUUUCUCGGUGGCCUCUCGGCUCUGGUGGCCAAGUUUGGUGAUGAUGGAAACAAUGAGCGUUUCUUCUCGGACGGGUUCCACCGCCGUCUCUCAUCCCCGCACCCCACGGUUUCCACGUCCGCUCCAAACUUGGCCCCAUCUGCGGCGUCACGACACCGCCCCGCCCUGGUCGGCGAUUGGCAUCUCCCGUGCGGGCCAUGGGAUGAUGGUGUCUCGUCCGAAGGUCCGCACGGGGAGCCUUCGCUAGAAUUCUGGCCGCCGGAUACAGUGAGUUUGGCGGUGGCAGUGGAGGCGGCCGAGCAGUCGUCGACGAGGCCUAAGAGCGGUGGAGUUUGCAGCCCGGACAUUCACAUCGAUGGGCAACUCGUCCCUUCAGACGAUGGCGCCUCAUUUAAAGACCCACCCCGGAACCCUACGGUAGAACUCCUGCCAUCCGAUGACAUGGCUUUGGCAGUGGCGGCGGCAGCAGCGGAGGCGGCCGAGGAUUCGUCGACGAGGCCCAAGAGCGGCGGAGCUCGGAGCCACGGAAUCCACAUCGACCGGCAGCUCAUUCCCAAGCUGUCCGUGCAGUCUCAGCCGAGCGAGCUGCAGGGGCUGGGGGUGAGCGUCUAUGAGCAGCAUGCGCUCGAGGCCGCCGUCCUGGAGCAGGUGGACCAGCAGCUGAGCGCCGAGAGGAGAGCGCAGGAGGCCCUCGCCCUCAACGAAUACAAGUCCGUGCUCGACGACCUCAGGUCGUGCUGUUCCACGUUAAAGCAAAUCGACCAGGCGAUGGCGCGAGUGAAGCCUCGCUUUCCUGGGGAUGCCAGCAAAGACUUGACGCGCCGUCUCGACUCGAUCAAGCGGCAGAAGGAAAACAAGGAGAACCAAAUCAAGAAGCUGAAUGCCAAGCAGAAGAAGCUCCAGGCCAUGCUGGGCAGUGACGUCAUUCGGCAAUUGGAGGCCGAGCUUGGAAUGGAGGAGGUCGAAGAAGACGAACCCUCGGCACCAUUAUCCCUGGGCAGCCACCUGAUGCCCGUGCAGGAGAGCGAGUGGGACAUGCUGGUGCGCACGGGGCAGAUGACCCCCUUCGGCACACGCGUCUCUGCGGUGAACAGCGACGGGAGCGCGGUGACGUCAUCGGCAGCUGCACCCCCUCCGCCGCCGGACAAACCGCGCAGGCUGGCGCUGAGCGGCGACGCCAUGUCGGGCUUCGAGGCCUACAUGGCGGAGCAGGACCAGUUGCGGGAGACGCGGAAGAGCCGUGUCGCGGAGGCGCGGAAGCGACGGCGGAAAGCGUCGCGAGCGCUCGACGACCCGGGUCCCUCGCUUGGGAAGACUGCCGGCGGGAGGGCCGGACGGACGGCUGGCGACGGUGAGCCGGGCGUGAAGAGGAAGGCCGAAGGCGGAGAUGGGUGUGUGGAUGACGACGACGAGAGGAGGAGCCGGAGGAUCAGGAGGAGGAUGAGGAGGAUGUCGGGACAGCUCGAGGCCGGGGAGAAUGGUGGCGCGGCACGCGCCUUGGGCACAGGAGAUUGUGUUGAGGGGAGUGGGGCAAACUCGGACAGCAACGCUUCUGUCUCUGCAACCAAGGACACUUUGUUGGAUCCAGACUGGUUGGCUGGGGAGGAAGAUGACGAUGAUGAUGACGAUGAGGAAGAAGAAGAGGAAGAUUCUCUGCAGUCUGAAAAUAAGGCCAAGAAAAGGAGCAGACGACCCAGAGGAAAAAAGGGACGAGUUGGACACGGGUCACUGGCAGACGAGAGCGACGACGAGAAGUACCCCAAGCUUCAGAGCAAGCGCUUCCAACGUCACCCGGACGACGGCGACAUAGAACAGUACAAGCAGCGUGUACGACGCUGGCACCGUGGCCGCUUGCUCGCCAAGAAGAAGCGCCUCGAGGAGGGACUUUCCGCGACCGAGUCUGAGGAGAGUGACGUGGAGUUUGAGGGUGGCUUCAAGGUGCCCGCAAGCCUCUGGCAGAAGCUGUACAAGUACCAGCAGACGGGCGUGCAGUGGCUGUGGGAGCUGCACGUGAAGCAGGCGGGCGGUGUUCUCGGGGACGAGAUGGGACUCGGCAAAACCGUGCAGAUCAUCGCCUUCCUGGCCGGGCUCAGCCACAGCAAACUGAGAACCCGGGGUCUUGGGUAUCGGUACGAGGGGCUGGGCCCGUCGCUGGUGGUGUGUCCCACCACGGUGAUGCAGCAGUGGGUGCGCGAGUUCCACACGUGGUGGCCGCAGUUCCGCGUGGCCGUGCUGCACGAGUCCGGCUCCUAUUCGGGGAAGAAGAAGGAGCGUCUGGUGAACGACCUCGCGAGUGGCGGCGGAGUCCUCGUCACGUCGUACUCGUGCGUGCGACUCAUGCAGGACACGCUGGGCGCUCACCCGUGGCACUACGUCAUCCUCGACGAGGGGCACAAGAUCCGCAACCCGGACGCCGCCGUCACCGUCGCGUGCAAACAGUUCCGCACGCCGCACCGCAUCAUCCUGUCGGGCUCCCCGGUGCAGAACAACCUGAAGGAGCUGUGGUCGCUCUUCGACUUUGUCUUCCCGGGGAAGCUGGGCACGCUGCCCGUGUUCAUGGAGCAGUUCUCGGUGCCCAUCACACAGGGCGGCUACUCCAACGCCUCCGACGUGCAGGUGCAGACAGCGUACAAGUGUGCCUGUGUGCUGAGAGACACCAUCAAGCCCUUCCUCCUCCGCCGUAUGAAGGCCGACGUGAAAGUCAACCUGGCGCUUCCUGAUAAGAACGAGCAGGUUUUAUUCUGCCGGCUGACGGACGAGCAGCGCGCCGUUUACCAGAAAUUCCUGGACUCGCGCGAAGUCCAGCAGGUCCUUAGCAGGGAGAGACAGGUCUUCUCGGCGCUCAUAACGCUGCGCAAGAUCUGCAACCAUCCGGACCUGCUGACAGGCGGCCUGAACGCGGAGGACGACGAGCUGGCGCCCUCCGUCGCGACCAUCGCCAGCGUCGGCGGAGGAGGUGCGGACCCCACCUCCUCUGCCUCCGCCGUCACGCGCGGCGCUGGAUUCGGCUACUGGCGACGCUCGGGGAAGCUGCUCGUGGUGGAGGCUCUGCUGCGGAUGUGGCGCCGGCAGGGCCACCGCGUGCUGCUCUUCACGCAGAGUCGGCAGAUGCUGGACAUCCUGGAGAAGUUUGUGCAGGGCGAAGGCUACUCCUACAUGAAAAUGGAUGGCACCACGAGCAUCGCCACUCGCCAGCCGCUCAUCGACAAGUUCAACAAGGACGAGUCAAUGUUCAUGUUCCUGCUGACGACGCACGUCGGGGGCAUCGGCGUGAACCUGACGGGGGCGAACCGCGUCAUCAUCUUCGACCCCGACUGGAACCCAAGCACCGACACUCAGGCCCGCGAGAGAGCCUGGCGCAUCGGGCAGUUGCGCCAGGUCACCAUCUACCGCCUCGUGUCGGCUGGCACCAUCGAGGAAAAGAUCUACCACAGGCAAAUCUUCAAGCAGUUCUUGACGAACCGCGUGCUGAAGGACCCCAGGCAGCAGCGAUUCUUCAAAGCCAAUGACCUCUUCGAGCUCUUCGCUCUCACCGACCCCGACUCGUCGCAGAGCACCGAGACCAGUGCCCUCUUUGCAGGCACUGGCUCGGACGUGCGAGUCCCGAUCAAACCGCAUCGCCCGCCGCACGCUUCCUCCGGCGAGCGUCACGGCCCACACGCCGCCGUGCCCAGACCGGACAAACCGCACCGCUCCGCCCAGCGGCGUCCUCCAGGUUCCUCCUCGUCAGCCUCCGCCGCUCCCCGGCGAUCGAACCCUCGCGAGGCGGCGCCCCCUCCCCGAGACCUCGUCAUCGACGCGGACGCGACAAACGGCGUUGGCCUCAAAGAUUCCGACAAAGCCGACCGAGCGAAGCCGAGCCCGGGAUUGGGGGAGACUCCUUUGCCGUCUAUGAACGGAGGCGGAGACGGCGGGGGUGGAGAGGCCGGUCCCGCGGGUGCGGUGCAGCUAGCGCCGGAAGGGAGAACCACUGAGCGCGGCGAUGCAACGACGAGCGAGACGCCUCCGGGAGGAGAUGCCAAAGAAGAUUCCUCGGUGGUGUCGGAGGACAAGAUGAAGGCAUGGCGGGAAAUGGCGCGACGAUUGGCGGCGCGCCUUGCUUCCGGCGGUAGCGACUCCACGGCUGGCGGCGGUGGCGGUAGCGGCGCUGGCGGUGACGUCACCGCUCACCGCAAGCGCAGGGAGAAGCAGAAGCACGUGGAGGGCGCGGAAAGCGGAGCGCGGCGACACGCGCACGGGGACGAGGGCGACGGGAGGUCGAAGAAGAAGCGGAAGGGCGUUCGCUUUGAGGGGGAGCGAAUUCCUCACCUGGUGAGGCAUGCGGAGUUCAAGGGGGCCUCGGCAGCAGGCGGAGACAAGGAGGAGCGAGAGGACCGCAGGAAGACCGACGACUACGUUCUGGAGAAGCUCUUCAAGAAGUCGGGAAUCCACAGCGCGAUGCAGCACGACGCGAUCAUGAACUCGUCACGGCCGGACUUCGCGCUGGUGGAGGCGGAGGCGACGCGGGUGGCUCGCGAUGCGAUGCAUGCGCUCCGCCAGUCGCGCCGGCACUACCGAUCGGCAAGCGCGGCGCCGCCGCCGCCGCGGCCCCAAGCGAGGUUUGGGCAGAGGAAGAAGCCCCUGCCGUUGGUGGCAGCCCAGGCCGCUAAACCACAAUCACAGAAGUGCAGGGAUGUGCAAGCUGUACCCAAGGACUCCCCGGUGCCCACGAGCUCGCAGACUCCACGGUUCGGCAAGAAGCCGGAACGAACAAAGGAUGAAGGAGCUGCAAGCGGUAGCGGUGGCGGCACCAGCAGUAGUAGCGGUGGCAUCAUUGGCUGGAGCAACGCGAGUGAUGCCCCCAGCAGCCUGGGCAACCUGGAGUCCACCCUGCACCCCGUGUCCACGACAGUGCUGGCUCGCAUGCGCACGCGGAACCAUCUGCUGCUGGCGCGGGCACUCGAGUCCACGGAGGACGGAGAGGAUGAGCAGAGCCAGGUGCCCUCCUCCUCUCUGCCACCGAGUGAGUUCUCCGAGCUGCUGUCGGACCUGCGCACGUUCGUGGCAUUUGGCGGCGCCGAGGACGGCCGGGCGAGCACCCAGGAGCUGCUGCACACGUUCGAGCAGCGCGUGCCGCCCGAGCACUCGCCCGUCUUCCGCGAGCUCCUGCGCAGCCUGUGCACGUUCGAGCGCGACUCCACGGGCCUGGGGAUGUGGCAACUUCGCGCCGACUACCGCUAGCACGUCUGCCCGUGUGUCUGUUCGUACGUCACGGGGGGUUGGGGGUGGUGGGGGUCAAAGCGCGCUUUCAGAAAUGCCGGGGAAAACCGCCCGACUGGCCGGCCGUGCCCAAGCGUGACGCGGCUGAUCAUGCCGAUGACGUCACCAAACCCCGCCCAUCACUUCCUGUCCAGCGGCACACGUGGGAACAGUGGUGAGGCUUAUUUUCCCAACUGUGUUUCAUGUGCCGUCCGAUUAGUCGAGUUAUCGAACUGGCAACCCGUGGCGACUUUGUUGUCAUCGCGACGCUGUUUAAGUAUUCCAUUCUUAGUUACAUGACUCCACUCACUCUCAGUUCUACGAUGAACUUCUUUCGCACCGCACCUAGCCGACAGUGCUAAUCGGAGGGCGUGCCACUGAACUGGAGGCAUAUGGAGGGUGGGGCUCGAUGACGUCAUCAGCAUCACCAGCCGCGUCAUGCUGGCCGUGACUCGUCGGGCGGGUUUCCCGCGUUCAUGAUGAGUGUGGGAUGGACGCUACGUUUACCAAUCCGCCGUCUUUCCGUCUUCACGAUUGCGUGCUGUCGUGUUGCACGUCGCGCUCGCGUUGAACGAGCAUGUUGGUUUUCAAGUUUGUGUGGGGACGCUGGCCUGUGUCGUUGUGCGUUAAGGAAUAUUAUUAUGUCAAGAUUAUGAAGCGUGCAUCCGUUAGAAAAAUUAAACUUUUUUAAAAGGUCUUUUUCACCAAAUUAAUUCCGAUGGUGCCAUCUUGCAUCGUGCCGUCAAACGGCAAUGGCCCUGACGACACAUUGUGUGUUUGUAGUUCAUUGUUUGUGUGUUUGUAGUUUAAUUGUCUCGCCUGAACACGUUUACUGUAACACUAACUCACCAAGGGCACAUCCUCAUUCACCAACCCUCCUCCGCUUCCCACGAUUCCUUGCGAUUCGUUGCAAUUUGGGGGUCGCGGUUUGGUUGAGGAAUCAAUUAUUUUGCUCGUCUCGUUUUUUUUACAUGUCUCCUUCCGUUAUUUGCAUGUCUCAUUUGCUUCGUUAUCCUGUGUGUGUGUAAUAUGCACCGGUUGCAUACAAUUUGUAUGAAUUGUACUUUAUAUACUCUUACACAUCUGAGUAGAUGGGUGUAUCAUAGGAAUGGGUAGACCACACUUAGUCGCAGUUCGCGUGCGAUGGACUAAAUUGUGGGUACUUCCAUCGCUUCCAAGACCUCUGGCCAAUGUGGAAGAGUAGGCCAAAACACCCUCUCGAGGGGCUCUCUAGAGCUCACUCUGGUUGAGGCCGUCCUGCCAGCUGUGGAGGCAGCAAGCAAUCGCAGGGCCGAACUUUUUCUUAUCACCUUUUAUCAUGAGCAUUAAGAACCGAUUUUUAAACGAUGAAUCGUAUCAAUCUGUCUGUUCGUCACCAUUGCUGUGACCUGUAGCCAGCUGAUGGCCAAUGACUGCUAAUCACAGGUGUCGCUAAAAGAACCGUUGCAUUACUUGAGUUUUCCUCUCCAGUAAUUUAUUUGCAGGGAAUAUGGUUGCGUGUAGAAUUUGGAGCAAACAUUGCGUGCGCUUGGUGCUAAUAGUAUUUUACAAUCCUUUGGCAAUCCACCGCUGGAUGAAGGCCUCCCUAGGAAACAUUCAGUCAUGCGGGCUAACCGUGCCGUACUUCAACAGUACACGGUGAAUGGGAGAGAGUGACCCAUGACUGGUUCAGACGUCACUCGCCGCUGAUGUUAACCGUGGCUGGGAAUUGAAAUCAAGUUGCCGAGUUCAUAGUGCAGUGCGCCAACCACUGUGCCACUGCUCCACCGUUGGUGCUAUUAUGGAGCCGUAAAUCUGCUAGUCUCAUGAAGUUGUUCCAUCCUAACCCGAUAUCCUUUCACUCGUAAAGAUCUGUCAACAUGAAUUUGAUCGCAUUAUUGAUCAUUGGUGGUCUCAGUGCUUGUCCAAUUGUGAAGCGAAAUGUUACGAACACUUGAUGUCUUACUAGAGUUUUUUUUUAUUACGGGUGUCAUUUUAUACGAGACAUUUAUAUACGAGGCGGUAAACAUUUUACACGGCCAUCGGUGGCUAUCUUGCUCUGACAGUAUUGGCUUUGCCAAAAAAUGCGGAAAUGUUUUCUGGAUGUUGUGGUUUGUGUGUAUUUAAAGAAAAAAUAAAGUAUAAUGGAUCAUU